Molecule: messenger RNA, 261 nt
Organism: Aspergillus costaricaensis CBS 115574
Lineage: Eukaryota; Fungi; Ascomycota; Eurotiomycetes; Eurotiales; Aspergillaceae
Exons: 2
Coding region: 1-261 (86 amino acids)
Source: RefSeq, a predicted model, not a curated record
AUGAGAGGCGGUCGCGGUAGUGCUCGUGGCGCUGCGACAAUCGAUAACAACGGAGUAGAGCGCGCUGGCCCAAUCACCACGCCGGCGCUUCGCGUCAGUCCAUGGAACGCCUCCUGUAGCACGGGCAAUUUGAUCGGAUUGGGUCACAAUCGAUCAGACACGGACGUGCAUUUGGAGGUACAGGCGAUCCAGCGGGUGCAGAUAAACAAAUCCUCCCAUGCGACAACAACACCUGACGAAGAUCAGUCAUCAGUCGGAUGA